AUGGCAUCAUUCGAAGCGAACAUUAGCCUGAACCAAUCGCGGGCAGCGUUCAUUGAACGCAUUUCAUGGGAACUGCUCACCGAAGAGGCGAAAGGCCUCACGAUUUCGAAUCUCCAGAGUCAACUCGAGAUCCUGGAGACUUACUGGGAGAAGUUCGAGAGCACACACGAGAAGCUCAUCGGGGGCAGUGGCAAGAUCGAAGGGGUCCUUGAACUGGCAUACUUCAAGGACAAAUGCUUCGAUCUUACCAUCGGUCGCUAUCAUGAGGCACGCGGAAUUCUGAAUCAGGUCAUUGACAAAAAGGGGGCAUCUGGCUCUUCUCGUCAGUCUAUCGCGCCUGGUACAGCUCAGCCCACCUACUCGAAGCGCUAUCUCCCGGAGAUUUCGCUGCCUAAAUUCGGAGGGGCUUACGCGGAUUGGCGCUCUUUUUGCGAUCAUUUUGCAUCCUUGGUCGGCUCAAGCACGGAUCUCUCCAACGUGGAGAAGAUGCAUUACCUCCGCACAAGUCUCUCCGGAGAGCCAGCUCAGCGGAUCGCGAACCUUACGAUCUCAGAUGAGUCGUUUUCAAUCGCUUGGGACCUGCUCUUAUCUCGCUAUGAGAAUACGCGACUGCUCAUUUCAGCUCAUCUGGAGCAACUCCUCAGUCCCCCAGCUAUGACAGCUCACAGCGCCAAGGAACUGAAUGCCCGUCUCACCACCGUCAGCGAAGCUCUGAAUGCUUUGGAAGCUCUGGGAUCUCCGACAGCUCAGUGGGAUCAGGUCAUCGUUCAUACGGUCUCACAAAGGCUCAGCUCAAAGCUUCGUGAGGCCUGGGAGGUUAAGGUCGGCUCAUCCUCGGAGUAUCCUUCUUUCAAGGAUUACAAGGAAUUCCUCACUGGGAGAGCACGUGCGAUGGAGAGUAUCGAGAUCAACUCGACUCCUCGUGCGACUACCACGAAGCCCACCACGUUCAGCUCAUCUAGGCAAGCACCAUCUGCGAAGGUUCACCACGGCACCGCUCAACCAACGCCGAGGUCUAGACCCGCUCAAAGGUCCGCUCCAACGGGGAAGGUCACGUAUCCGUGCUCCAUGUGUGAGGCGGAUCACUACCUCACGUCCUGCUCAUCCUUCCGUCAGCUCACCGUGCCAGCGCGUAGGGAGGUAGUGGAGAAGCGCUACCUCUACUACAACUGCCUGGAACGACACUCGGUCAGGGACUGCAGGUCAAAGACCACCUGCCAGUACUGUGGGAAGCUCCACCACUCGAUGCUGCAUAGCCAACCAUCGAGUCAGCCUCAACGUCCGGCUCAACAGAGGCAACAGACCAGCUCAACCCGGCCGAAACCUGUGCCGGUAGUGACCUACGUUCAGCAGGGGGACAGGACUGAGUCAACCCCAGCUCAUCAUGGGCAGACCAGAUCUGAGGCUCAUCAGCUCAGAUUGCCGUCUCCUGGUCAGCUCGUCAGUCAGCUCCUAGCUCAGCUCAAGAUAUCCGUCCUGGUGUUCUUCUGGCUACCAGCCUUGGGUUUUUGGUACGCCCAGACCGUCCAGCUCAUCAGGGUCUCUGCCGAUGCUCUCGGCCAGCUCACCAACUCGCUACCGACAUUCUCAUCAAGUCAGCUCACAUGGGAUCAUCUGGAGGAACUCCAGCUCGCUAAUCCUCACUUUCUCACGCCGGCGCUGAUUGACAUACUCCUCGGUGCUGACGUCUACGGACAGCUCAUCCAACCAGAGGAGGAAGUUCCGGAGGAACCAGAGGCUCAGCUCACAGAUCUCGAGGCUCAGUGCGAGGAGCACUUCAAACGCACUCAUUCAAGGGACAGCUCAGGGCGCUACGUUGUAGGACUUCCGCUCAUCGGUUCACCAGAACAGCUCGGUGACUCACGAUCGUCUGCUCUAGCUUGCCUUCAUCGACUGCUCAACAAAUUGUCUAAGGACGAGAACUAUCGACAGCUCUAUUCAGCCUUCCUCAAGGAAUACGAGGAAUUGGAUCACAUGCGGAGAGUACCCGGCUCUUCUAGUAGUUCAGCUCUCUCGGAUCAGCUCACGGGGGGCCGCAACGCCCCUGGAAUGACCUUGGCAGAUGAAGUUUCGGCUUCAGGAGGGUUGAGGGUUCCAGGCGGUACGUGGUCUCCUCAGGCCCAUUCCACGCCGGAGUACUUCUUCCCUCAUCACGGAGUUCUCAGGGCAAGCAGUGAGACAACGAAGCUCAGAGUCGUAUUCAACGGUUCAAACAAGACCAGCUCAGGACAAUCGCUCAACGAGAUCAUGCACACGGGAGCCAAGCUCCAAGCGGACAUCUCAGAUGUGCUGCUAUUCACGCGACGGCGCAAGCUCAUCUUUAUGACGGACAUCACAAAGAUGUUUCGUCAAAUUCGAGUGCAUCCGGAUGACUGGCCGCUCCAACAAAUUUUAUGGACCGACUCAAACGGAGAUAUCGUCAACUAUCAGCUCACCACGGUCACGUAUAGCACAAAGUCAGCUCCAUUUCUCUUCAUACGUGUAGCUCAUCAGCUCGUCGAGGAUGAAGGGUCGAAGUAUCCCCUCGCUGUGGAACCGCUCAUGAAAGGACGAUAUGUUGACGAUAUCUGCGGAGGUGCUGAUUCAGCUGAAGAACUACUCAGGACCGCUCACCAGGUGACGCAGCUCUGCCUGUCAGGAGGCUUUCCAUUAGCCAAAUGGCACUCGAAUAGCCCAGCUCUACUUACAUAUCUUCAACCUGACAGCACCUCUCAAGAUCAACGAUCCAUAGAGGACUCAUUCACCAAGAUUCUUGGGGUUUCUUGGCAUCCAGGAACGGACAAGUUCAAGUUCUCCAUCACUCAGACUGAGACCAGCUCAAUAACGAAGAGGAUCAUAUUAUCGGAGACGGCUUAA
Fopius arisanus is the source of this 2856-nucleotide messenger RNA. RefSeq lists its product as uncharacterized. The transcript is spliced from 4 exons. Lineage: Eukaryota; Metazoa; Arthropoda; Insecta; Hymenoptera; Braconidae. The record is from RefSeq and is a predicted model, not a curated record. Bases 1 to 2856 code for a protein of 951 amino acids.